CACAUUCAGAUCUGCAGAAAGUUGACCCUGACAGCUACCUGAGAGGCACACCUUCCAUUCAGCCUGCCCGACUCUCCACUGCGCAUGCGUCCCCGGCUCAAGGGCUCCACUGUCAUGGCGCUGACGAGCUGAAGCUACCGGGGUAGAUCAGGAAGCAAAUGCAGCGCAGCUGGGUCAGCGUUGUCAUCAGACCGAGCCUGCAGAGUCUGGCGCAGCUCUCCGCGCAGACCUCCGUCCCUUCACCGGCUGUGUUACCGGAGCUGCCGAGGGACUCCCCCCGCCCCGCUGUCGCGUCGGUCUGUGAGUUUUCGGUUACCCGCUGAAGUGAACUCUGGCAGUAGCUUUCACCGCUGAGCGCAGAGACCCCCCCUCACACAAAAACUGGAUUUAAUUUUGUCUAAGCGGGGGGAAAACUGCCAGAAAAGGAGUUCCACCUCACCUGCAUUACUCCGCGUUGCCUCGGGGCACUUCGCAGCUUUUUGUAGGGAUUAAUUCGCCUGUGUGGCAUCAAGUUACGCACCGGGGGCAGAGUACUUCUUUCAUUGUGGAGCGGUGACAUUUCCAGUCGCCUACAAAUUUUUGCUUAUCCCCCCCCCCUCUCUAUUUAUUUUAUUUUUGAACCCACUCACGACCUAGUUUGGAUGGGCGAAGAAAGCCUUUUUGGCUCAUGAGCACGUAGGCUGUCCAUCAUCAGCCAGCUGAGGGACUGACAGAGCCCCUUCUUUCUGCUCCGACAUCAGCUGCACUCUCAUCAUCAUCAUCAUCAUCAUCACCACCACCACCCGGGGUGAACAGGUGCCCUACCUGUGAACGCCACCUGUCCUUCCGUAGCCAUGGCUAGCGCGGAGCCGGCGGCGGAUGGAGCUGGCGCCGCGGCGCUCAACCCCGGAGUGCCCAUCCGCGGAAUACGCAUGAAAUUCGCCGUGCUGGCCGGCCUGGUGGAAGUUGGGGAAGUUUCCAACCGGGACAUCGUGGAGACGGUCUUCAACCUGCUGGUGGGCGGUCAGUUCGACCUUGAGAUGAACUUCAUCAUUCAAGAACCAGAGAGCAUCGUGUGCCUGGUGGAGCUGUUGGACAAAUGCGAGCCCACCUGUCAGGCUGAGAUAUGGAGCAUCUUCACCGCCAUCCUCAAGAAAAGUGUCCGUAACCUGCAGGCGUGCACUGAAGUGGGUCUUAUUCAGCAGGUGCUCCAGCGCAUCUCCACCACUGACAGCAUGAUAGCAGACCUGCUGGUGGACAUGCUGGGUGUUCUUGCCAGCUACAGCAUCACAGUGAAAGAGCUGAAGCUUUUCUUCAGCAAGCUGCAAGGGGAGAAAGGCCAGUGGCCAUGUCAUGCAGUGAAGCUUCUGUCAGUGCUGAAGUACAUGGCUCUCAGGAACGGUCCCGACUCGUUCUUCAGCUUUCCAGGGAAAAAUGCUGCUGCAAUAGCUCUGCCCCCCAUAGCAAAAUGGCCAUAUCAGAAUGGAUUUACAUUUCACACGUGGCUGCGAAUGGAUCCUCUGAACAACAUCAAUGUGGACAAAGACAAGCCUUACCUUUACUGCUUCCGCACCAAUAAAGGCCUGGGGUAUUCAGCACACUUUGUAGGCGGCUGUUUGAUAGUGACGUCGCUAAAAUCAAAGGGCAAAGGGUUCCAGCACUGUGUGAAGUACGACUUUAAGCCACAGAAGUGGUACAUGGUGACUGUAGUUCACGUCUACAACCGCUGGAAAAACAGUGAAAUUAGCUGCUAUGUGAACGGAGAACUGGCUUCCUUUGGGGAUAUUCCCUGGUUUGUCAACACCAGUGAUACAUUUGACAAGUGUUUCCUGGGAUCAUCAGAGACGGCGGACGUGAACCGUGUGUUCUGUGGACAGAUGGGGGCAGUUUACCUGUUUGCAGAAGCUCUCAGCGCCGCUCAGAUUUUGGCUAUCUAUCAGCUGGGUCCGGGCUACCAGGGCACGUUCAAGCACCGGGCCGAGAGCGACUUGCUGUUUGCGGAGCAUCACAAGACUCUUCUGUAUGACGGCAAGCUGUCCUCUAGCAUUGCUUUCACAUACAACCCGCGCGCCACAGAUGCUCAACUCUGCCUCGAGUCCUCCCCCAAGGACAAUGCCUCCAUUUUUGUGCACUCACCCCACGCACUGAUGCUGCAGGACGUGAAGGCUGUGGUGACUCACUCAGUCCAGAGCGGCAUUCACUCCAUCGGUGGCGUGCAGGUCCUCUUCCCUUUGUUUGCACAGCUGGAUUACCGCCAGCCUUCCAGCCAGGAACUGGACACCUCUGUUUGCUGGACUUUGCUCUCCUUCAUGAUGGAGCUCCUGAAGAACUCAGUGGCUAUGCAAGAGCAGGUUUUAGCCUGCAAAGGCUUCCUGGUCAUUGGCUACACGCUGGAGAGGUCUUCCAAGGUGCAUGUGACGCGACCCGUCCUGGACAUCGUUCUGGCCUUUUCAAGAUAUCUCAGCAACUUGCAGAAUGGCAUCUUGCUACUCAAGCAGUUGUGUGAUAACAUCCUGUUCAACCCUGCCAUCUGGAUUCACGCGCCUGCCAAGGUGCAGCUGACUCUCUACACUUACUUGGCGACAGAGUUCAUCAGCACUGUGACCAUCUACAAUGCAAUACGGAGGGUUGGCACUGUGCUUCAGGUCAUGCACACACUAAAAUACUACUACUGGAUCGUCAACCCUCAAGACCGUAGUGGAGUGGUGCCUAAAGGCGUUGAUGGUCCGAGGCCGAACCAGAAGGAGCUCUUCUCUUUACGAGCAUUUCUGUUGCUGUUCAUCAAGCAGCUUAUAAUGAAGGAUCAUGGGGUGAAAGAAGACGAGUUGCAGAGUAUCCUCAACUUCCUCCUUACCAUGCAUGAGGAUGAAAACCUCAUGGAUGUACUGCAGCUGCUGGUGGCUCUAAUGUCUGAACAUCCUGGCUCAAUGAUCCAAGCCUUUGAUCAGAGAAAUGGAAUUCGAGUGGUUUAUAAGCUUUUGGGCUCAAAAAGUGAGGGAAUCAGAGUCCAGGCGCUUAAGGUCAUGGGCUACUUUCUGAAAAGCCUGUCACCAAAGAGGAAAACUGAGGUCAUGAUGAGUAACGGCCUGUUCUCGCUGAUGAGCGAGCGCCUGGCGCUCCACUCCAACCAAUUCACCAUGACAACCUACAACGUGCUCUUUGAGAUUCUCACAGAGCAGAUCUGCACUCAAGUGAUCCAUAAACAGCACCCAGACCCAGACUCCACUGUGAAGAUUCUCAACCCACAGAUUCUCAAAGUGAUAGCUGCACUCCUGAAGAGUUCUCCCCAAUCUCCCGAGAGCAUGGAGGUGCGCAGGGUCUUCCUGUCAGAUAUGAUCAAACUGUUCAACAACAGCAGAGAAAACCGCAGGAGCCUGCUGCAGUGCUCCGUAUGGCAGGACUGGAUGCUCUCUCUGUGCUUCAUCAAUCCAAGAAACAGCGAGGAGCAGAAAAUCACCGAGAUGGUGUACGCCAUCUUCCGCAUUCUGCUCUACCACGCCAUCAAGUAUGAGUGGGGCGGCUGGCGCGUCUGGGUGGACACACUGUCCAUCACCCACUCCAAGGUCGCUUUCGAGCAGCACAAAGAAAAUCUCUCUCGGAUGUUCCGUCAGUACCAGGAUCAGGAGUUUGCUGGCUCUGGAGGCGCCAUUCGCACCAUCUCUGGUGUCAGCGAAAGCUCUGAGGCUACAACAUGUAUUAACGGGUCGUCAGCAGAGGAGACGGCGCCCUCCACUGUUAUUGAGCUGACGGUGGACGGUGUUUCUCAGAAAUCCCUCGACUCAGCAUCCAACUCCACGCUAACCUCCAGGCCACGCUCGGACAGUGAGGAUAGGGAGCCCGCAUCCAUCACUGUGUCCAACAUCUUGGGCAGAGAUGAAGACAAAGAACAGAAGGGGGCGGAGGAGAACUCCAGUGAUGGGUUGGAUGUUGGAAAGGAAAAUGAAGUUGCUGUGAUUGAAAUGACCAACUCUAAAGAGCCCGAUUCGGCGCCAUCCAGAAGUGAUGACCCAGCUGCUGAGAGCGAUGAUAAAAAACCAGAAAACAAAGACGCGUCCUCGUCCUCUGAAGCCGAAAACCCCCCAGAAAAGGCAGAUGAGGCCGAGCAAACGUCAUCUGAACCUGCAGCCUCUCUGGAGAACUCCGGAGCUGGUGGAGCUUCUAUCUUCAAUGAAGACUUGGUUGACAUGUCAUCUGUAAGUGACCAGGUUCAGCCAAGUGACGCUGAUGAUAGUUUAGAGGAGUCUUAUGUUUCUGCCGCUACUGGAGAAGAAGGUGAGGUAGGGGAAAAGGCGGCAGGUGAAGCUGAUAGUAAAAGGAAAUCCAGUGAACAGGGAGAAGAGGAGGUUAAAAGUGAAGAACAGUCAGAGAAUCAGGAGAGUAUGGAACAAGAAAAGGUAGAUGAGAAGAAUCCUUGUUUGGAAAAUGAAAACACUUCAAUUGUAGCACCACAACAGAGUGACGCCGGAGCACCUAAAGAGGAUGUCGGCAAUGUACAGUCUUCCUCCGAUACCGAUACAAAGGACCAGCAACCGUCGGACACCACACCGACCUCUUCAUCCCAAGAGGCUCCAGAUCAGCCUUCAAAGGCUGGUGACACGACAACCGCAGAAGAAACCCAGUCUGCUGCUCCUGACAGCAACAUCUCCAGCUCUGACACACCCAGGAGCCCAGAUUCUCACAGCAAGACCAAGGAGAUCAAAAUUGCCAGACUGGAUGUGUCCAAUGUGGCGUCAGACACCAGGGGGCUUGAACUAAAAGAUGCCUCCUCAGCGGACACAAACCAGGGUCAAGCAGUUGCAGCAGCACCAGAGGCAGGAAGUUCUUCAGGCCAGCAGAGAGAAGGCGGCACGCCAGCGCCUCGCUCCACCAUGUUCCGCAUCCCAGAAUUUCGCUGGUCCCACAUGCACCAGCGCCUUCUCACCGACCUGCUCUUCUCUAUAGAGACAGAUGUCCAGAUGUGGAGAAGUAACUCCACAAAGACGAUUCCGGACAUUGUGAACAACAGCGAGAACAUCGUGUUCGUCCACAACAGCGUUCACCUAAUCUCCCAGGUCGUGGACAAUCUCAUCAUGGCUUGUGGAGGCAUUUUACCUCUGCUGUCUGCUGCCACGUCUUCCUCUCAUGAACUGGAGAACAUUGAGCCGUCUCAAGGCUUGACUCUUGAGGCUUCGGUUACCUUCAUGCAGCGCCUCAUCAACCUCGCAGAUGUUCUCAUUUUUGCCAGCUGUCUGAACUUCACAGAGAUAGAAGCGGAGAAAAACAUGUCCUCUGGGGGGAUUCUGCGGCAGUGCCUUCGCCUUGUGUGUGCUAUGGCAGUGAGAAACUGUCUGGAGUGCCAGCAAACCCAAUUAAAGCAUGGCGCAGAAAGCGUGGUGCGCAGCCACCCAGCCAUGCCCAGCACUUUACUCGGAACAGCUAAAUCUGCGACUGCGCAGAGUCCAGUUGAUGCAGUGACGGGCGGCAUGUCUCCAAUCAGAGAUCUGGACCGCCUGCUUCAGGACAUGGACAUUAAUCGCCUCAGGGCCAUUGUCUUCAGAGAUAUCGUGGACAGUAAGCAGGCUCAGUUUUUGGCUCUUGCGGUGGUUUACUUCAUCUCAGUCCUCAUGGUUUCCAAGUACCGGGACAUCUUGGAGCCACACAAUGAUAAGAGGCACCCUCAACGAUCUCAGUCUGCCAGAAGCUCAGACAGUGGAGCUGUUCCUGGUGGAACAGAGGUGGAUGGCAGCUCCUCUCUCCGACGUUAUGAUUCCGGUAUUGGCGAAGACCCCACCUCUGCAGCAGCCAGUGAAGCAGACCUGUCAUCCUCUGGCAUGGCUCACGGACCAGACGCCGUCUCAGAAGCGUUAUCGACACUUUCAUCUGAGGUCAGACCUGCUCUGUCCGCUGACUCAAAGGGCAAGAAUGUGAAAGACAUCCUGCGCAGCCUGGUGAGCCCUCCGGCAGAGGACGUCAUGGUGGACCCCGCAUUGCUGCCACCGGCCUUCCUGGGAUCUGUGUGUGAUGUGGCCAGAGACUCCUCCCUCCAGUUCCGUUCUUUUGAUAGAAGUGUCGUCGUUGCUCCUAAGAAAAUGAGCGCAAUGCCAUCUACAGCUACUUCCAAGUCGGCCCCGACGCCCACUGCUGGAUCUGGAGCCCCGGUGGACAAUGUUGCUGUCGUGUCGUCUGGUGAUACCUCCCAGAGCACCUCUGCAGACGCUGCAGCUUCAGGCGGCCAGGUUCCACCCAGCCCGAGCCUGCCAUCUGUCCCCCCACUGUCCCCUGUGACCCAGAACACAGCCCCCAGUAUGAGUAUCUCUGAGCGUCUGGAACAUGCCCUGGAAAAGGCGGCCCCCCUGCUGAGGGAGAUCUUCGUCGACUUUGCGCCCUUUCUUUCUCGAACCCUGCUGGGCAGCCAUGGGCAGGAGCUGUUAAUCGAGGGCACCAGUCUGGUCUGUAUGAAGUCCAGCAGCUCUGUGGUGGAACUGGUCAUGCUUCUGUGUUCACAGGAGUGGCAGAACUCCAUCCAGAAGAAUGCUGGGCUCGCCUUCAUCGAGUUGGUCAACGAGGGAAGACUUCUCAGUCAUACCAUGAAGGACCACCUGGUUCGUGUGGCUAAUGAGGCUGAGUUUAUCCUGAGUCGACAGAGGGCUGAAGACAUACAUAAACAUGCAGAAUUUGAGUCUCAAUGUGCUCAGUAUGCAGCCGAGAAGCGAGACGAGGAGAAAAUGUGCGACCACUUGAUCCGAGCAGCCAAGUACAGAGACCAUAUGACAGGAACGCAGCUCAUCCAGAAGAUAGUAAACAUACUGACUGACAAACAUGGAGCCUGGGGAAACUCUUCCAUAAGCCGGCCGAGGGAGUUCUGGCGCCUGGACUACUGGGAGGACGAUUUAAGGCGGCGACGUCGCUUUAUCAGGAACCCUUUCGGAUCCAGUCACUCAGAAGCCACGCUCAAAGCGGCAGCCGAACACGCGUCUGAUGAGGAUAUCCUCAAGGGCAAGCAGUCCAUCAGGAACCAGGUUCUGGGAAAUCAGAACUCUGAAAGCGAGACGUCACUGGAGGGAGAGGAUGACACUCUGUCAUCUUUAGAGGAGAAGGACCUGGAGAACCUAACAGGCCCGGUAAACCUGAGCACGAGCGCACAGCUCGUGGCUCCGGCCGCGGUGGUGAAAGGCACCCUGUCCGUCACCGCCUCCGAGCUCUUCUUUGAGGUGGAUGAGGACGAACCCAGCUUCAAGGCCAUCGAUCCAAAGAUUUUAGCCUACACAGAGGGGCUUCAUGGAAAAUGGCUUUUCACAGAGAUCCGAGCUGUCUUUUCCAGGCGUUACCUUCUCCAAAACACUGCACUGGAAGUAUUCAUGGCAAACCGAACGGCCGUCCUAUUCAACUUUCCAGAUGCAGCCACUGUAAAAAAGGUGGUUCACUGCCUUCCUCGUGUUGGAGUGGGCACCAGUUUUGGCCUCCCACAGACCAGACGCAUCUCUUUAGCUACACCGAAGCAGCUCUUUAAGGCCUCAAACAUGACUCAGCGCUGGCAGCGCCGUGAGAUAUCCAACUUCGAGUACCUGAUGUUUCUAAACACCAUCUCUGGUCGCACCUACAAUGACCUGAACCAGUACCCAGUUUUCCCCUGGGUCAUCACUAACUAUGAUUCGGAGGAACUUGACCUCACUUUGCCUAGCAACUUCAGAGAUCUGUCCAAGCCAAUUGGAGCGCUGAACCCCAAGAGGGCAGCAUUCUUCUCAGACCGCUACGAGUCAUGGGAGGAUGAUCAGGUGCCCAAAUUCCACUAUGGGACACACUACUCCACCUCCAGCUUCACCUUGAUGUGGCUGCUCCGCAUCGAGCCGUUCACCACAUUUUUCCUCAACUUCCAAGGAGGAAAGUUUGACCAUGCUGAUCGCACCUUCUCAUCAGUGUCCAGGGCAUGGAGGAACUGCCAAAGAGACACGUCUGACGUGAAGGAGCUGAUUCCAGAGUUCUACUAUCUCCCUGAGAUGUUUGUCAACAGCAACAAUUACAAUCUGGGAGUGAUGGAGGAUGGCACUGUCGUCUCCAACGUAGUUCUUCCGCCUUGGGCCAAAAGUCCAGAGGAGUUUGUGCGCAUUAAUAGACUGGCCCUGGAGAGCGAAUUUGUGUCCUGCCAGCUUCACCAGUGGAUCGAUCUGAUUUUCGGUUACAAGCAGCAGGGACCGGAGGCCACCAGAGCCCUCAAUGUUUAUUAUUAUGUGACGUAUGAAGGGGCCGUCAACCUCAGCUCCAUCAAUGACCCCAUGCUGAGAGAGGCAGUGGAAUCCCAGAUCAGGAGCUUUGGACAAACUCCUUGCCAAUUACUGAUUGAGCCCCACCCACCCCGAAGCUCUGCCAUGCAAGUGACUCCACUGAUGUUCACGGAGCAGAUGCAGCAAGAUGUUAUCAUGGUGCUGAAGUUCCCAUCCAAUUCCCCUGUCACAUACGUAGCAGCCAACACGCAGCCGGGUCUCACUUCGGCUGCCAUCAUCACCGUCACUGCCAACCGCCUCUUUGCCGUCAACAAAUGGCACGGCUUGACAGGUCAUCAGAGCUCUGCAGAGCAGCAGUACCAACUUCCUGUGGAAAUUGACCCUCUGAUAGCCAGUAACGUGGGCGCACACCGACGCCAGAUCUCAGACCUGCUGGAUCAGAGCAUUCAGAUCAGCUCCCAGUGUUUCGUUAUCACAGCAGACAACCGUUUCAUCCUCCUGUGCGGCUUCUGGGACAAGAGCUUCCGGGUCUACUCCACCGACUCAGGAAAACUAACUCAGAUUGUGUUUGGCCAUCGGGACGUGGUGACCUGCCUUGCCCGCUCCGAGUCAUACAUUGGUGGAGACUGCUACAUCCUGUCAGGCUCCAGAGAUGCCACCUUGCUGCUGUGGUACUGGAACGGAAAGCUCUGCAGCAUCGGAGAAACGCCAGGCACAUUUACCACGCCAAGGGCCAUCCUGACGGGCCACGACUGUGAGGUGACCUGUGCCAGCGUCUGUGCAGAGUUGGGUCUGGUCAUCAGUGGCUGCAAAGAGGGUCCUUGUCUGAUCCAUUCCAUGAAUGGGGACCUGCUGCGGACCCUGGAAGGGCCGGACAACUGCCUGCAGCCCCGACUCAUCCAGUCCUCCAGCGAGGGUCACUGCGUGGUUUACUACGAGAAGGGGCAGUUCUGUUUGUUCAGCGUCAACGGCAAACUGCUGGCCCACAUGGAGGUGGAGGACAGCAUCAAGGCCAUGCUUCUCAGUCGGGAUGGCCAGUAUUUGCUAACAGGAGGAGAUGGAGGCGUCAUUUGCGUCUGGCAGGUCUACAACCUGAAGCAGCUCUUCAGCUACCCCGGCUGUGAUGCUGGCGUUCGCUCCAUGGCCAUGUCACACGACCAAAGGUGCAUCAUAACAGGCAUGGCGUCCGGAAGCAUCGUUCUCUUCUACAACGACUUCAACAGGUGGCAUCACGAGUACCAGACCCGGUACUGAGGCCCAAGCAUGGCACAGAGUGAUGGAGGAUGAAGAUGAUGAAGUCGUUUUUGAGAGUGACCUCUUAUCGACGGCGCUCUUCUGUCGAGAGCCUGAACUCCUGAAUGUAUCUCCACAUGAGAAGAAACAAAGAUCUGUCCAGUUGUAGUACAAGAAUUAAACUAUUUUUAAACAACACUGCGAUAUUUUGUAGAUCAGAUUUCAUAUAAAUCUUUAGGUGGGGGUUCGAAACAGAUCUAUUUUUAGCUGCAAGUCUAUUUUCAUCUCCUCCAGAUAAGAAAUGAGGGAUGUGUGUGGAAUUAGUGAAUUUUAAUAAUCCAAACCUUUGAAAUUUGUUUUGUCUUCUUUGGGUGAGUGAUCUUUUUUCUGUAGGUGUGUUUGUUGGGGAAAGAUAUUAAUCAUUCACUUCAACAUCAUUUUUCCUUGUUUUGGCACAGUAGGUAGACCUGAAAUGUUCGUGAAGAAAAAUAAAAACUUGAUAAACACGUGAAGAGGGGAAAUACAUUUAUAUAUCUGUAACUGUGGUCCUCCAUAUUUAAUGUCGCAUCUGUUUCCUUGCGUGGCUCAGUAUGUUAACUCUUCAAACACGGAGGAUCAAGUCUGUUAAAAUGUCAGUCUUUUUUUUUUUUCACAAGAUCUUAGGAAACCCAAAGUUAUAUAGGAGGCCUUUGUGGGGUUUUUUGUUCUUCCUUACAGCUGUCAGAUUUCAGAAUUGAGUUUUACUGAAAUGUGUUCCAGCACCAAAUACUAAAUAUUUUGAUGGUCGGGAAGCAUUCCUGUCUUGAAAGUUUGUGCUUCACUGUGGAUUGAAUCACCACUUGUAUGGGAAACGCUUUUAUCAACUAUAAUUGUUUUUGGAAUUAUUUUGGAGUGCUUUACUUUCUGAAAAUUAAAAAAUAUACAUUUUAUAACUUGAAA
Molecule: messenger RNA, 10352 nt
Organism: Oryzias latipes (Japanese medaka)
Lineage: Eukaryota; Metazoa; Chordata; Actinopteri; Beloniformes; Adrianichthyidae
Product: lipopolysaccharide-responsive and beige-like anchor protein
Biological process (GO): intracellular protein localization
Cellular component (GO): cytosol; membrane
Molecular function (GO): protein kinase binding
Source: RefSeq, a predicted model, not a curated record